This is a messenger RNA of Aspergillus glaucus CBS 516.65, 1050 nucleotides long. RefSeq names its product nitronate monooxygenase. The transcript has a single exon. Lineage: Eukaryota; Fungi; Ascomycota; Eurotiomycetes; Eurotiales; Aspergillaceae. Bases 1 to 1050 code for a protein of 349 amino acids. The record is from RefSeq and is a predicted model, not a curated record. Gene Ontology annotation, molecular function: nitronate monooxygenase activity.
AUGCCAUCAACCAAUUUCCCAUGGGUCAAGAAACCCCUCCUAGCCAACGCCCCAAUGGCCAUGUCCGCCGGCCCCGCCCUCGCCGUGGCCGUCUCUCAAGCAGGCGGCCUAGGAUUUAUCGGCCCAGCAAUGGAUGCCAGUGGCACAGAGCAGAACUUGAGCACCGCCGCCAAGGCAAUCCGGGAAUCUGAAUCUCUGUCCAGCCUGCUACCCUCUGGUCACCCGACUCUGCCUGUCGGAGUAGGCUUUCUCCUCUGGAAAGAUGAGUUGCAGACAGCUUUGUCCGCUGUAGCGUCGCACAAGCCAUGUGCAGCAUGGCUAUAUGCACCCCGCAACGGCCAACAGGAACUCGAUGAAUGGAUGCAGGGGAUCCGCGGGGCUUCGCCGGAGACACAGGUCUGGAUUCAAAUCGGGACCGUGGCAGAGGCACGGUCCAUAGUCGAAAGUGCACAUCGGCCCGAUGUCGUCGUCGUGCAAGGUGCUGAGGCGGGUGGUCACGGCCGGGCAAAGGAUGGAAUGGGGCUUAUUACUCUGCUGCCUGAAGUCGCAGAUGUGUUUAUGGGCCAUGGUAUUCCGCUCAUUGCUGCCGGUGGCAUUGCAGAUGGACGGGGCGCUGCUGCUGCUAUCUGUCUGGGUACGAAUGGGGUAGUUAUGGGGACACGGUUUCUGGCGUCGACUGAGGCGCGCAUAAGUAAAGGGUAUCGGGAUGCUGUCGUCCAGGCUACGGAGGGUGCUGUUAAUACUACGCGCACGUUACUGUAUAACCACCUCCGCGGGACGUAUGGAUGGCCUGAGCCGUUUAGUCCGCGGACGGUGACGAACCGCAGCUGGGAGGACCAUGUUGCCGGCGUUUCGUUUGAUGAGUUGAAGAGAUUACACGACGAGGCUCAAGCUAAAGGCGAUGCAGGAUGGGGACCUGAGGGGAGGUUGGCUACGUAUGCAGGAGCGGGUGUUGGGUUGGUUGGUGAGGUUCUGGAUGCCGGUGAGAUAGUGGAAAGAGUUCGGGACGAUGCGGCACAGCGCGUGAGAAGGGCGCAGGAUGUGGUUUGA